CUUGUAUUCUGAUGUUUUAGAACUACUGACCAAAAAAGUAGAAAAAGGGACCACAAGCUUCUGUUUAAGGCUCUCUUAACAGAAUAUGAACACAGGCAUUCGUUCACAAGUUUUUCAGCAUUUAAUUCAGCUAAGGCAAUGAAUAAUACUGCAAUGAACCAAACAGACUGUCCUGAGGUAAAGGUCCCUUUUCCUGUCUUCUUCACCGUUGGAAUUGUCAGCCUGGCGGAGAACCUCUUGGUUGUGGUGGCUGUCAUACGCACGAGAAACCUCCACUCACCCAUGUACUGCUUCAUGUGCAGCUUGGCUGCCUUCAACACCAUUGCCAGCUUGUCAAAAACCUGGGAAAACCUGAUGAUAGUUUUUGCUGAUGUGGGGCACCUGAAGAAGAGAGGUCCUACUGAGACUGAUCUAGAUGAUGUGAUGGACUCCCUACUUUGCAUGUCAUUUGUUGGCUCAAUAUCCAGUUUUCUGGCCAUCGCUGUUGACAGAUACAUCACUAUAUUCCACGCUCUACGAUACCACAACAUCAUGACAAUGCAGCGGACUGGAGCUAUCUUGGGGCUCAUCUGGACUUUAUGUGCAGUGCUAGCUGUACUAAUGGUGAAAUUCUCAGACUCCUAUUUCAUCAUAAUUUGCUUCAUUGUCUUCUUCAUCAUCUCCCUGGCAGCUAUCUGCUUCCUUUAUGUCUACAUGUUCAUGAUGGCCCGCAUUCAUGCCAGGAACAUUGCAGCUCUACCUGGUUGUGGCAGGGACAAAUCUCAGCAUAAGAGGAGGUGGGGCAGUAAUAUGAGAGGGGCUCUCACUCUCACCAUUCUGUUUGGGGCAUUUGUAGUGUGUUGGGCGCCGUUUUUCGUCCAUCUUAUUAUCAUCAUGGUAUGUCCUUUGAAUCCAUAUUGCGAAUGCUACAGAUCCUUGUUUCAACUUCAUGUGGUGCUGAUGAUGAGCCACGCCCUUAUAGACCCAGCGAUCUAUGCCUUCCGCAUGGCUGAACUUAGGCACACUUUCAGAAAGAGGUUGUUUUGUUUAAAAUGGAAAUUGUAAUUUUAAAGACAUUUUUACAGGCACAAAUAUUAAAUACUUUUAUUCAUGGAACAAGAUUAACUUUUAGUCAUGCACAGGAUUGUUUAAGCAUUGGUAUUGCAAUAAUCUGAAAGGAACAGCAUGAAGAAAAUAAUUGAAUUUAUGCAGAGGAUUGGUUGGGACUAAUGGCCCUGCCAACACUAAAAUAAAAUAAUGCAACAUGUCAUGAUCUGCCCUGAUAGUGAGCCUUAAUUCUUCACUACAUUCACCUGCCUAACUCUGCCCAGUUCCAAUCAUUCUUCAUCUUAUCCACCUGGGUCUGGUGCUUCAUAUACAGCUCAGCCCAGCUAUCGGGGCCAGAUCAUUGUUUUCUGUUUGAUGUCUGUAUGUUCUGGUUCGUUAGUUUGAGAUCUGACAGAAUGAUCUGGCCACAAAGGGACCCAUUGGAAGACAGUCAUUAGGAUUAUGAUUAUUAGUAUUUUUUUCCCCGGCUUGAGUCUUGCAUGUGGGAAAUUCUUUAAUUGUUCUAUUCAUUCACCUGCCUAAAUCUGCCCGGUUCCUAAUCAUUGUUCAUCUUAUCCACCUGGUGCGGCCUAGCUAUUUUGUUUGUUUUACUUCUGUUACAUACAGACAGAUGGACCCAGUAUUCAAGGUGAGACAGACAGUGGGAAAGUUCAAAACAUUUAUUAAAUAGCAAACAGCACAGAUACGCAGAGCUGCUAUGGAUCUAUGGACGGCAGCAGCUGGGGGGGGGACACUACCCAAUCACUGAAACUCUGGAGGGAGAAACACAGGUAAGUGAGCAUGAUAUUCUGACAGGUGAUGAUUAUCUGAGUGUGUAACUAAACAGAUCAGUCCAUCUUCUCCAUGGACUGCCAAAUGAGAUGUAGUGGCAGCUGCCCAGAGCAGUAACCUCAGUGAGCAGGCUUGGUGAGAUAUCUGAAAUGCUCUCACCACUAGCUAGUGAAUAAACUUGCCUGAAGAAACUGGCUUGUCUCACUGGGCAGAACCUUAUAUAUAUAGCAGAAGUAGCAGGUGAAUAAGAUGAAUGAUAAUUACAGAGCGAUGCGGGAACAGCAGGUGGAUAAAGGAGUAAUCAAGGUCAGCUAUCAGGGCAUAUCAUGACAGCAACCAUCUUUGGCAUUUAUUUAAUGAUAUUUAGUAACAAUUUUGUUAAUGUAACUAAAUAUGAUUAAGUAAAUACCAAAAACAGUUGCAUUAUUUUUUUUUCAAACACAGUGGAUGAAAAGAUAAACUUCACCAAAGUAGUGUUGCUGAGGUUUCUGUUGCUGCUUUGGUAUUCACUUCUUCACGAAGAGAGUUAGACCUUGUCACAACCCUUUGUCCUUGGAUAGCUUUUUUUUUUGUUUGUUUUACUAAUGUAUCCUAUCCUUUCUAUUUGCUUUUGGUAUUCUAAUAACCCACAUAAAUUCACACUGAAACUGAGACAAUCUAGGCAUUGGUAAAGGCCCUGUGUCAGGUAGUUGCACCUAUGCCUGGGUAUGCUUCUUUGGUCAAUCUUAGAGUGUGGUAUUGGGUUCACAUCCUUGCAGAAACUGUAUGUGUCAGGGUUCCUGUGUGUGAGUGAGUGUGAGUUAAGUAUCUUUUCCAGAGACGAUCUUUAUGGAGAACCUGGGUAGCCUACACAGGUGAGGAUAAUCUUCCUCAUCGGAGUGCUGGGCUUAAAAGAGCAGCAAAGCCUUCACUCAUAAUUGGUUUGUUGUGUUGUUGAUGUUUCGUUGCUUUCUAGUCUCUUGCUUCCUUGGAGUAUUUUCCCUGACUGAUUGGUUUUUUUUUUUUUUUUUUUUUAAGUAUUCUUGUAUUUUGGAUGUUUGCCUCUGUUCCCCUUGGGCUUUCAUUAAAUCAUCAAAAACUCAUCUGUGCCAACUCCUCUCUCUAUCUGGGUCCUCAAAGCUUCCACACAACCUGACAGUAUGUUUGAAGUGUUCCCCAGGCCAGGUGUUAUAGACCUGAAGCUAUAUAUGGACUGUAAUAAUAAAUAAUUAUACAUUUUGUUUAUAAUUA
This is a messenger RNA of Cyprinodon tularosa, 3048 nucleotides long. It is a transcript of the gene mc2r, whose product is annotated as melanocortin 2 receptor. The transcript is spliced from 3 exons. Gene Ontology annotation, molecular function: melanocortin receptor activity. Gene Ontology annotation, biological process: G protein-coupled receptor signaling pathway. Gene Ontology annotation, cellular component: membrane. The coding region runs from base 139 to 1044 and encodes 301 amino acids. NCBI's taxonomy places the organism in Eukaryota, Metazoa, Chordata, Actinopteri, Cyprinodontiformes, Cyprinodontidae. The record is from RefSeq and is a predicted model, not a curated record.